This is a messenger RNA of Musca domestica (house fly), 2425 nucleotides long. RefSeq names its product kanadaptin. The transcript is spliced from 4 exons. Gene Ontology annotation, molecular function: protein binding; mRNA binding. The record is from RefSeq and is a predicted model, not a curated record. Bases 168 to 2315 code for a protein of 715 amino acids. NCBI's taxonomy places the organism in Eukaryota, Metazoa, Arthropoda, Insecta, Diptera, Muscidae.
CUAUAGCCGUCCAAUUGUCGAUCUACAAUCCCCUAAAACUUUUGUUUUCAUCUUGGAAAGGAACGGGUAAAGACAAGGCGGUUUGUUAUCAAGAUAUCCCCUUCUCCUAACUGGCGAUAACAGAUUGACAUUACCCAACAAAACCAAUUUGACAUUUGCCACUACUUAUGGAGGAAUUUAAAAAACCAACUCUUCCGGUUGCUCCCGCUGGGAAAACAGAGAAAACAAAAGAAGAAUUCAAAAAACCGAGCACUGAAGAGAAAGCCGUAGUAAAAGAAGAAGCUCUAAAAAAUCUACCGGCAACUAAUAAGCCACCCCAAACAUGUCCCUACAAAGUUCCACUGUGGUCCAGAAAUCCUCCCCAAAAAUGUAGUUAUGCCUUUGAAGUUCUAAAAUCGGGUCAAAUCAUAGAUGAAGUCAAAGACUUACAAACAAAACCACUUUGGACGUUCGGUCGCUUGCCGGAGAAUGAUAUAGAAAUGGCCCAUCCAACCAUAUCAAGAUUUCAUGCGGUUUUGCAGUAUAGGCCCAAGGAAACUGCAACACAGGGCGGUGAUAAAGAUGAUGAUGCUGAGGAGGAAAAAGAGGAGAUAAGUGAGGAGAAAACUAAGGGACCACCGGAAGGAUGGUAUAUUUAUGAUUUGGACAGCACCCACGGAACUUUUUUGAACAAGCAAAGAAUACCCGCCAAGGUGUAUAUUCGAAUACGUGUCGGACAUAUUUUACGUUUGGGAGCCAGUACCAGAUCUUAUAUUCUCCAGGGACCAACAGAGGAUGAAGAACCUGAAUCAGAAUUGACAAUAACGGAGCUAAAGGCAAAACGCCAACGGGAUUUGGAGGAAGCUGCACUGGAAAAGAAACGUUUGGCAGAAGAAGCUGCAGAAAGGGAACGAAAUGAGGGAUGUAGCUGGGGCAUGACUGACGAUGCCGAUGAGGAAACUGAUUUAGCCCAUAAUCCAUUUGCUGCCACAAAUAAUGAAGAACUUUUCCUCGAUGAUCCCAAGAAAACAUUAAGGGGAUAUUUUGAACGUGAAGGCUUGGAUUUGGAAUAUAAGUGUGAUGAAAUGUCUGCGGGUUCAUUUGUCUGUCGCGUAGAACUACCUUUGGAUGAUGACAAUGGUCGUCCAAUUGUUGCUGAAGUUGUACAUAAGGGAAAGAAGAAGGAAUGUGUGGUCCAGUGUGCCUUAGAAGCAUGUCGCAUACUCGAUCGUCAUGGUGUCCUUAGACAGGCUAACCAGGAACCCCAAAAGCGUAAGCAAAAAUCGAAAGAUUCCGAUUCAGAUGAUGAUGAGUUUUGGGAUCGUACCGGAGAUGUGGCAAGGAAGAAACAACGAAGAAGUAAUACCACUACAAAUGUCACAUUGACAUAUGAAGAUUUGCUAAAACAAGAGAAUGAAUUGAAUAAAGAACUUCAACAAGUCCAGGCAAAUAUCUCUGCAUACCAAGAGAAACAAAAGCUGCUCAAAACACAAAAAGAAAAUGAGGAAUCCAAUGAUGACCUAGAUAGUUAUAUGGAAAACUUACAAGCAAAAGAAACGCCUGUGGAUAAAAUAGAAAUAAAAAAGUUAAGGCUCGAAGAGUUGCGUUUGAAAACGGAAAUACAACGAAAUCAGAGACUGCUAAAGAUAGCGAAACCAGUUGAUUUACCCUUUAUGAGAAAUCCUUUAGAACAAAGCAAAAGCGAACAGGCGCAAGGAGAAGUGAAGAAAAGGCAAUUGCCAAUGAUUGGCAAACGUAAUCAAUUUAGUAAAUUUAAAAUUGUUAAACCCCUAGAGAACAGCAGUGCAAGUAAAAGUUCAAAACCGCCUGCUCAGUUGGCAUCCGACGAAGAGGAGGUAGAAGAAGAAGAUAGCGUCGAAACUAAAGUUGUAGAUGAUGAAAAACACAAAGCGGAAUCAAAAGUUAAUAUUGAUGAAAUAUUCGAAAGAAAUCUAGAGAAUCAGGAAGAUAAACCAAAUCUAAUUAAACCAUCAUUAGAUGUGGAUGAAGAAAGGAGUGAAUCUCCAUCCAAGGAAUCCUCAAAAAUGGAUGAAUGUACUGAAAAGAUAGUCCCAAAGGUUGAAUGCAAUAGUGAACCAGAAAAUAAGAAAGAACAAUGCAAAUCAGAUGCUCCUAGCAAAGAUGAAAAGAAAGACUCAAAUCUUAAUGAAUGCCCCAAGAAGAAAAGGCAACGCAACCGACAACGCACUAAACGUGAAGCUGAAAUGGAGGACGACAUUGAAUAUGAAUCAUCGGAUAAAUAUGCCAAAUGGGUACCACCAGAAAAUCAAACUGGAGAUGGUAUUACCGAAUUAAAUAAGAAAUAUGGUUAUUAAGUAUUUAAAAAAAAUUCUAUAAUAAAUAAGGAAAAAAAAUAUGUUAAGUCAACAAAAUUGUAUCCUGCCCUCAAAUUAAGUUUUUUCCUGAAUCUACUAAAGUAAAUGUA